GAAAAUAUUUAUUAAUAUACCUACAUUAAUAACUGAUAAGAUUAAAUUGUUUGAACUAGAUUAAAAAAAAGUUUGUAGGUGUUCAAAAUCCUAUUUAGUUUGGUUUACUAUGAUGUACGUUCUCUUGUUAUUCGUUUUACUAUCAAAUAUAAUACAAGUUCGAUCAAAAUGUACCGACGAAAAUUAUCUAAAAAUCGAGAAAGACAUAAUAUCCGAGAAGGAAAAAAUCGGAGAUGAGCUGCUGUUGAAAUAUGGGGAUGUCCCGGGCGAGCUGGGAGAUUUAUUGCAACAACUUCGGCGGGUUAUCGGCGGUGGUUAUGAAACUUUAAAAAUUCAAAAAGGAGUCAAUGGAUUGCUGAAGGAUAGGGAAAAUGGGUUAAAUAAUAGAACGGAUGGUUUGUAUGGAGAGUUGGAGGUUUUAAGAAGAAUCAUGGCGGGUCUAAAUGUUGAUUCUAUUAAUUUUAAUGAUACUAUUGCUAAGAAUAUAGAUGAUUCAAUUUUGAAGAAAAUUAAAGAUAUGGAGGAUCAGCUAAAACUUAUCGAUGUACUUUAUAAUAAUUACAGUAAUUUGAAUAUUUUUGAGAAAAAUAUGAACAUACCAAACAGAGUUUCUAACGAUCUUUCUAUAAUCGAAAAUUUGUUAACAGAAAAAGAAGAUCCUCAUUGUUCUGAAAAAUUAGAAGAAAAACUGAACAAACUGUUUAGGGAACUAUUAAGUUUACUGGAUUUCAAAGAACUUGCUGAAGAAGUUCUAGAAUUGAAGGAAAUCGCUCAAAAGAAAAACGAGGCAUCAAAAAACCUACUAAACCUUGUGAAGGAGUACAUAAAAAUCGAAGCAAAAUUCCAUGAGUUGCAAGAUAUAAUUAAUAAAGUAGAGGAAAUUCUAAAGUCUUUGGGUCUAAAUAAAUUGUCAGAUAUACCGGAUUUUAUACGUAAAAAUGAAGAUGAAAUCGACGAUUACAUUAACGAAAUAAAUUGUUACAGAAAUUAUAUAAUCAAUUGCCAUAUUAAGCACCCUUCGGAUUCAACGAAUGUACCUAUAUGCAUGAAAAGUUGUGAAGGUGAUAAUAAGAUUGUUUAAAUGUAAGAUGAGUGUUUAAAUUUUC
Molecule: messenger RNA, 1106 nt
Organism: Phyllotreta striolata
Lineage: Eukaryota; Metazoa; Arthropoda; Insecta; Coleoptera; Chrysomelidae
Source: the annotation of a GenBank genome assembly